GUUUGCUUGAGCUCGUGUCGUUUCGCCGGCGCCAGCGGCAGUGUAGUAAUUUUCUGUUCAAAACAAGCGAAGGUUUCCUGACCUGCCGCAUCGCCGCCGCGGUAUCUAUAUGAAGAUGGACGUUUGAAAGCGUUUGCUUGAUUAAAAUCCUGGUUUUUCUACUGAUAAAAAAGCAAUCCAUCGUUCAGGAUGUUUUUGUACAAUCUAACGUUGCAAAAAGCAACGGCGAUUACACACGCCAUCCAUGGCAACUUCUCCGGUGAUAAACUACAGGAGAUUGUGAUCUCUCGGGGCAAGUGUAUUGAAUUGCUCCGGCCAGAUCCGAACACAGGCAAAGUACACACAUUACUCAGCGUUGAAAUUUUCGGUAUUAUAAGAUCUCUCGUCGCGUUUAGGCUCACCGGUGGCACGAAAGAUUACAUUAUCGUCGGCUCGGACUCCGGCCGCCUGGUCGUUCUCGAAUAUAUGCCUGUGAAGAAUAUUUUUGAAAAAGUACAUCAAGAGACAUUUGGCAAAUCUGGCUGCCGUCGUAUUGUACCCGGCCAAUAUUUGGCCGUGGAUCCAAAAGGUCGCGCUGGCAUGAUUGCUGCGAUUGAGAAACAAAAGCUUGUUUUUAUUUUCCAUCGGAGUCCGGAAGUAAAGCUGACGAUUUCAUCCCCACUGGAAGCCCACAAAAGCAACACUCUGGUCUAUCACAUGGUCGCCGUUGAUGUCGACUACAGCAAUCCUAUGUUUGCAUGCCUGGAAAUUGAUUACGAGGAUGCCGAUGCUGAUCCUACCGGCGAAGCCGCACAGAAAACUCAACAGACGCUGACUUUUUAUGAGUUGGAUUUGGGUUUGAAUCACGUCGUGCGAAAAUAUUCUGAACCCCUUGAAGAGCACGCCAAUUUUUUGGUGUCUGUGCCUGGAGGGCGAGAUGGUCCUUCGGGAGUUCUCAUUUGUUCUGAAAAUUAUUUGACUUAUAAGAACCUUGGAGAUCAAAUGGACAUUCGUUGUCCAAUUCCAAGAAGGAGAAAUGAUCUAGAUGAUCCCGAACGAGGAAUGAUUUUUGUUUGCUCAGCCACCCACAAAACAAAAUCAAUGUUUUUCUUUCUGGCACAAACUGAACAGGGCGAUAUAUUCAAGAUUACCUUAGACACUGUUGGGGAAGUCGUCACAGCAAUCAAGCUCAAGUAUUUUGACACUGUACCGGUGGCAACGGCGAUGUGCGUUCUGAAGACUGGAUUCCUCUUUGUCGCGUGCGAAUUUGGCAACCAUUAUCUAUAUCAAAUUGCUCAUUUGGGUGACGAUGACGAUGAACUGGAAUUCAGCUCUGAGAUGCCAUUGGAAGAGGGUGACACCUUCUUCUUUGCCCCACGCUCACUUCGAAACUUGGUACUCGUUGAUGAACUGGAGUCGUUAUCGCCAAUUCUGUCCGCAAAAGUCGCCGAUCUUGCUGGCGAAGACACGCCUCAGUUUUACAUGGCUUGCGGAAGGGGUCCAAGAAGCUCUAUGAGAGUACUGCGGCAUGGGUUGGAGGUUUCGGAGAUGGCUGUUUCCGAACUUCCCGGUAAUCCUGACGCUGUGUGGACCGUCAAGAAAAAAUCUGAUGAUAAAUAUGAUGCCUACAUCAUCGUGUCCUUCGUCAAUGCUACCUUGGUGCUCUCCAUUGGUGAAACCGUUGAGGAAGUAACUGACAGUGGUUUUCUCGGCACCACCCCAACGCUCUGUUGCGCGUCAUUUGCUGAUAAUGGUUUGGUACAAAUUUUCCCCGAAGGUAUUCGACACAUUUGGGCAUCCGGACGUGUGCGAGAUUGGAAAGCCCCCGGAAAAACACACAUCGUUCGCUGUGCCGUCAACCAACGCCAAGUUGUCAUCGCGCUUACCGGCGGAGAACUCGUCUACUUUGAAAUGAAUAAAGACGGUAAACUGCAUGAUUACGAAAAGACACAACGGAUGAGUUCCGACGUGGUCUGUAUGGCACUUCCGAAUGUACCGGCCGGUGAACAGCGCUCAUGGUUCCUAGCCAUCGGUCUAGCUGACAAUACAGUGCGAAUUAUUUCACUCGAUCCCAGCGAUUGUUUAUCGUCGCGAUCAAUGCAAGUUCUGCCUGUUUGCGCUGAGAGCUUAUGCAUCGUAGAAAUGGGAUGCGCUGAACGAGAUCAGGAAGAUGCGGCUUCUGCGAGUACGACGACUUCAUUAUAUUUGAACAUUGGUCUACAAAACGGGGCGUUAUUGAGAGCUGUUCUGGAUCCGGUAUCGGGAAAUUUGACUGAUACUAGAACACGAUACUUGGGCUUACGGCCGGUGAAGUUGUUCAGGAUUCGUAUGCAAAACUCAGAGGCCGUAUUAGCGAUGACUAGUAGAUCAUGGUUGAGCUAUUAUUACCAGAGUCGCUUCUACCUCACGCCGUUGUCAUACGAAAGUUUGGAAUACGCCUCUGGUUUUAGCUCGGAACAAUGUCCAGAAGGAAUUGUCGCAAUUUCAACGAACACACUGCGUAUUCUUGCGCUGGAAAAACUGGGCGCCGUAUUCAACCAGGUUUCAUUUCCCUUGGAAUACACUCCCCGACAGUUUGUCGUCCAUCCUGAAACAUCUAAUAUUCUAAUUCUUGAGACUGAACACAAUGCUUACACCGAAGAAACCAAAAAGCAGCGAAGACAGCAAAUGGCCGAGGAAAUGCGCGAAGCUGCGGGCGAAGAAGAGCAAGAGUUGGCACGGGAGAUGGCUGAUGCAUUCCUUAACGAAGAUUUACCAGAGAAUAUCUUCUCGGCUCCGAAAGCUGGACAUGGGAUGUGGGCAUCAACGGUGCGACUCAUGGAUCCCGUUAUGGGCGUGACACAUCAACAACACAGAUUAGUACAAAAUGAGGCUGCAAUGUCAAUUGCCCUCGUAAAAUUCCACAAUUCCGUAGACACAUGGUAUUUGAUCGUUGGUGUUGCGAAAGAUCUGCAGCUAAACCCUCGACAAUGCAGUCAAGGCUUCUUGGACACUUAUCGGUUGGAUCCACACUGCAGAAAUAUUGAACUUUUGCACAGGACUCCUGUGGAUGAAGUACCCUACGCAGUUUGUGCGUACAAUGGUCGUUUAUUAGCUGGUGUAGGGAGGAUGUUGCGCAUGUACGAUAUGGGCAAGAAGAAACUUCUGAGAAAAUGCGAAAAUAAGCACAUUCCAAAUUUGAUUGUCAGCAUUCAAGCGAUGGGUAAGCGAAUCUACGUUGCGGACGUACAGGAGUCUGUAUACAUGGUACGCUAUAAACGUGCCGAAAAUCAACUGAUCAUAUUUGCCGACGACACUCAUCCCCGCUGGAUUACAUGCACGUCUGUGCUAGAUUAUGAGACUGUCGCUACCGCUGAUAAGUUUGGUAACAUUUCGAUUGUUCGCUUACCACCGAAUAUCAGCGACGAUGUUGACGAAGAUCCUACGGGAAAUAAGUCGCUUUGGGACAGGGGAUUGCUAAACGGCGCUUCGCAAAAAGCAGACACCGUAGCGACUUUCCACGUGGGAGAAACUGUCACAUCCUUGCAGAAAACCACGUUGAUUCCUCCCGGAGGCUGGGAGUCUCUUGUUUACACGACAAUUAGCGGUUCUGUCGGUGUAUUUGUGCCGUUUACUUCUCAUGAAGAUCACGACUUCUUUCAACAUUUGGAAAUGCAUAUGCGAAGCGAGAAUGCGCCGCUUUGUGGACGAGACCACCUUUCGUUUAGGAGUUACUAUUUUCCUGUUAAGAAUGUCAUUGAUGGAGAUCUUUGUGAACAGUACAAUUCGAUGGAGCCAGCAAAGCAGAAAUCUCUUGCAAUCGACUUGGAACGAACUCCAGCUGAAGUCUCCAAGAAACUUGAGGACAUUCGUCGCCGAUAUGCGUUUUAGUUUUUUACCAUUUUGUAUUUAUUGUGAUUAUUGUAAUGAUUUGCGAUACCUUUUCUAGAAAUAAAUUUCAAUAAUUUGUUGAAAAA
Messenger RNA from Dalotia coriaria, 3935 nucleotides. RefSeq names its product splicing factor 3b subunit 3 (gene Sf3b3). The record is from RefSeq and is a predicted model, not a curated record. Gene Ontology annotation, biological process: mRNA splicing, via spliceosome. The transcript has 9 exons. The coding region runs from base 190 to 3849 and encodes 1219 amino acids. Gene Ontology annotation, molecular function: protein binding; U2 snRNA binding. NCBI's taxonomy places the organism in Eukaryota, Metazoa, Arthropoda, Insecta, Coleoptera, Staphylinidae. Gene Ontology annotation, cellular component: U2 snRNP; nucleus.